UGCGCAUCACUGCCCUUGAUAUAAAUAGCAGGAGCGGAAUGAUAACAAAACUAGUUGCAAGUCAAAUGAGAUAACCAGAAUGCUUGCAAAAGUCUGGCUAAAAACCUUCUCGCUGAUAGCUUGUGGCGCGUUUGUGACAGCGGCAUCUCCGAUAAACGCUACACGGAGUACCUGUCAGCAAAAAUCGUACCGGGUGUACAACAACGUCGGAGUGACUUUCAUGGAAGCCUGGAGACGUUGCCAGUGGAACGGGCAACGGUUGGCCACCGUGAGUUCCGAAGCGGACAGUAAGUUGCUGGAAGCUGCGAUCGGGGCCUCAGCUGUUAAAACCGGGCCCUGGUGGAUUGCCGGAACCGAUCAGGGCAGCGAGGGGAAUUUCAUUUGGAUUUCAACUAACGUUGCGGUAGGAUUUGGUACCGGGUAUGAAAAUUUCUACCCAGACCAGCCUGACAAUGCCGGAGGAGCCGAGGAUUGCAUGGAGAUUGGACGCUGGGGUGGAGUGCGCUGGAAUGAUGCACCAUGUGGGUGGAAGCAGCGUUACAUUUGUGAGCAAGUGAGACCUUGUUAAAAGUGAGGAUUUCAAAUAAGCCCAAUACAAGUUUGAAAUAAAGUUAAAAAAACUUGGCAGCACUGCAAUUCAUGCUGUCUGUUUUGCCAGCUUUUACACUCCUUUUUCCAGCUGAAGCAUACGAA
Molecule: messenger RNA, 693 nt
Organism: Culex pipiens pallens (northern house mosquito)
Lineage: Eukaryota; Metazoa; Arthropoda; Insecta; Diptera; Culicidae
Product: perlucin-like
Exons: 2
Coding region: 80-568 (162 amino acids)
Source: RefSeq, a predicted model, not a curated record